Akanthomyces muscarius is the source of this 381-nucleotide messenger RNA. RefSeq lists its product as uncharacterized. The coding region runs from base 1 to 381 and encodes 126 amino acids. The record is from RefSeq and is a predicted model, not a curated record. Gene Ontology annotation, molecular function: hydrolase activity. The transcript is spliced from 3 exons. Lineage: Eukaryota; Fungi; Ascomycota; Sordariomycetes; Hypocreales; Cordycipitaceae.
AUGAUGGGAUUCUUCGAACAGCUACGCAAAGACGAGGGCGAAACGCUGCCAAUUGGUGCUGCUGGCUUUUGCUGGGGAGGUUUCACGGGACAUCCCAGUUUGUUAGCUCUCCCUCAAGAUAUUGAGAAGAUAAUCUUGCCAGUGUCGUUUGCCAUUGGAGACAAAGACAACGCUAUAUCCAUGAAACAAGCUGGGACUAUUGCAAGUAUUCUCGAGGCAAAGCAGGGGCAUGCAAAGGGCGAGGUUAAGAUUUACGAGAAUGCGGGACACGGCUUUUGUGCCCGUGCGGACAUUAAGUUCAAAGACGUGGAGAAGCAGGCUACCGACGCAGAAGACCAAUGCAUUUCAUGGUUUAACCAGCAUCUGAAGAUUAAAGGUUGA